Molecule: messenger RNA, 519 nt
Organism: Brassica oleracea var. oleracea
Lineage: Eukaryota; Viridiplantae; Streptophyta; Magnoliopsida; Brassicales; Brassicaceae
Biological process (GO): regulation of DNA-templated transcription; DNA alkylation repair
Cellular component (GO): nucleus
Molecular function (GO): RNA binding
Source: RefSeq, a predicted model, not a curated record
AUUGAAGGUGGUUCAGUGGACUGUGUGACCAAAGCUUCAGAAAGAAUAGCUACCAUUGUAGAUGAGGUUGUAAAGAGUCCAAGCCUUGACUACUCACACUUUGUAUCACUUCCAUUAGCCAUACACCCUGAGUUAGUGGCAAAGCUAGUCAAUUUUCAGAACUCUAUUCUCGGAAACCAAAGCAUAGCUGGUGAUGAGCAAGACGUGCAGUCAUCUACUUUGUUUGACUUGGGGAUUGAAAAGUCUAUAUUCAUAAAGCCGAGUACUUUCCACUUGACUGUGCUUAUGCUAAAGCUAUGGAACAAAGAUCGAUUCAAUACAGCUCGUGAUGUUCUGAAGAGUAUAUCUCCUAGUGUGAUGGAUGCUUUGGAUAAUCAGCCAAUAUUCAUUAGACUUAAAGGACUGGAUUGUAUGAGAGGAUCAUUAGCCAAGGCUCGUGUGCUCUACAUUCCUGUUGAAGAAAUUGGUGAUGAAGGCCGGCUUUUACGUGCUUGUAGUAUCCUAGCUUUCAGUGUUAAU